Molecule: messenger RNA, 2451 nt
Organism: Notothenia coriiceps (black rockcod)
Lineage: Eukaryota; Metazoa; Chordata; Actinopteri; Perciformes; Nototheniidae
Product: dihydrolipoyllysine-residue succinyltransferase component of 2-oxoglutarate dehydrogenase complex, mitochondrial-like
Exons: 15
Coding region: 76-1410 (444 amino acids)
Biological process (GO): tricarboxylic acid cycle
Cellular component (GO): mitochondrion; oxoglutarate dehydrogenase complex
Molecular function (GO): dihydrolipoyllysine-residue succinyltransferase activity
Source: RefSeq, a predicted model, not a curated record
CAUCCCACUCGGAGCUUCCGCACCGCUUCUUCAACUGCUGUCAGAUAACAAGGAACACAGCUGCAAGCUAGCGCUAUGUUAUCACGAUCCAGAUGUGCUUACAGGACGCUUGGUCGCUCCCUGUCAGCGGUCAGCCAGGCCAAUAAUGUGCUGGUCCGACAAAGUGUAUCAGGCCUACCUGUCUGCAGCCAGGUAGUUUACAGGAACUCACAGCCAUGUGAAUUUCCAUCAUCAGGGAAUGUCUUCCACAUGAGAUACUUCAGGACGUCUGCUGUCCACAGGGAUGAGGUGGUCACAGUCAACACUCCUGCGUUUGCAGAAUCUGUUACAGAGGGGGACGUGAGGUGGGAGAAAGCUGUGGGCGACUCGGUGUCAGAAGAUGAAGUGGUGUGUGAAAUUGAGACAGACAAGACCUCAGUACAAGUCCCCGCUCCAGCAUCUGGUGUCAUCGAGGAGCUGCUGGUGCCUGAUGGAGAGAAAGUAGAAUCAGGGAUGCCGCUCUUCAAACUCCGGAAAGGAGUCGUUGCUGCCAAAGCUGCCCCCGCCCCGGCUGCAGAGGCCCCAGCUGCAGCCCCUCCCCCCCCACCACCUCCAGCCCUCAUUGCCAUGCCUCCAGUGCCACCGCAGGCUGCCCAAGCCAAACCUAUUUCUGCCAUCAAGCCCACAGUUGCAGCUCCCGCCCCCCCUCUUCCAACAUUAGGGGGCAGAGGAGAAAACAGGGUGAAGAUGAACCGCAUGAGGUUGAGGAUCGCCCAGAGGUUAAAGGAGGCCCAGGAAACCUGCGCCAUGUUGACCACCUUCAACGAGGUGGACAUGAGCAACAUCCAGGACAUGAGGAAACUCCAUAAGGAUGCUUUCUUGAAGAAGCACAACAUCAAGCUGGGUUUCAUGUCGGCCUUUGUGAAGGCUGCUGCUCACGCUCUGACCGACCAGCCUGCCGUCAACGCCGUUAUCGAUGAUUCAACCAAAGAGAUCGUCUACAGGGAGUACGUAGACAUCAGUGUCGCUGUGUCAACUCCAAAGGGGCUCGUUGUACCGGUGAUCCGUAAUGUUGAGACCAUGAACUUUGCUGACAUUGAGAAAGCCAUUAAUGCAUUGGGAGAAAAGGCCCGUGGCAAUCAGCUAGCUGUUGAAGAUAUGGACGGAGGCACCUUCACCAUCAGCAACGGCGGCGUGUUUGGCUCCAUGUUUGGCACGCCCAUCAUCAACCCCCCCCAGUCUGCCAUCCUCGGCAUGCAUGGCAUCUUCGACCGUCCUGUGGCCAUCAACGGCAAGGUGGAGAUCCGCCCCAUGAUGUACGUGGCUCUGACAUACGACCACCGACUGGUCGACGGCAGAGAAGCGGUGACUUUCCUCCGCAAGAUCAAAGCAGUGGUGGAAGACCCACGAGUGCUGCUUCUGGACAUGUGAUGUUUCUACAGCCACAUUACUCUCAUUUAAAGCUGCAUAACAUGAACUCCACCUCACAGAACACGCACAAAUCGUACAAAAUUGCCUAAACGACUUUGGUUGUCCCUUUAUUUGUUCAGAAUGCUGGAGGAUAUUGAAGUAGUGUUUAAACUCCAAACGGAGCUAAGAUAUAUGGUUUUAUCUUUAGAGAAUACACUUAAAAUGGGUUUUGGCUAGAUCAACAGAGCAUCUUGAAUUGGUUACAGUUUUGCUAAAUUUGAGAGACAUGUCACACUACUGUUAAACGUCUCAGGACUAAGAUUGGCAAAUGCAUGCUUAAGAUGUUUAAGAUACGGGUGUGUUAUGAUACCCAUGUGCUCUUCAGAUGGACAUAAUGAAGCAGUAGAUGAACACAUUUGUGAAAUCAUGAAACAAAAUGGCUUCUCCUGGCAACAAUAACCUUCAUGGCUUUCUCCCCUUCUCGUUAGUUGGAGCUCCUGAGCCACUUUUCCCACAGCCGGGCAAAGCGGAGCUCAUUCAAAUGAGUUCAAGAUGUCUUUUAAUGUUAACAAAGGAUUGAGAGAAUUCCUUGGUUUCCGGCUUGUAACUGUAACUACCGACAGCCUUGAUUAACAAAUCCGCAACCAGGAAACCAGGUUUUUUUGGAUAAAUGGCGUGUAUACCCGCACCAUGUCUGGAGGCGACUCCUGUUAUAUUCCUGCUUCACAUAUUCAUCCAUACUUUUUAUUUACACCUGCAUUGCAGAUCCUUUGUCCAUGUAAGUCUAAACAUGUUGAUCAAACUGUUACAAGCUUUUAGUAAAACAGUGUCUCACUGUUCAACCGUACAAACAAAAACCAAACACUAUGUUUUUUUACAGUAUAUUGUUUCUUUUUGGGCAAUAUGUUUGGAGAAAUGUUCAAAACGCACAAUUUGACAGCAGGUUUUUAUGUUGAGCUUGAAUAUUGGACGAGGUUUUCAUUAUGCUAUCCUAUAUAUAAAAUACUUGUAUCUAUUUAAAGAAACAGUUUUAAACAUUAAACAUCUCAAGAGUUUUAUGUA